GGGGAGGACGGCUCCGCGGCCGGGCGGUGUCCGUGCAUCCGGCCGCCGCGGGAAACCCUACACCGCGGGCUGGGAACAAAGCGCCGCGCACCGCCGUGCCGUGCCGCCGGGUGCAAAGCCUCGCGGGGGGCCGCAGCGCUCUGCCCGCCGGCGAGCGGGCCGCCAGCAUGGCCGCGGCCGAGCUGACAGAGCUGGAGACGGCCAUCGAGAAGAUCGCCACCGUCUUCGUGAGCCACGCGGGGCGGGCGGGACGCGGCGGCACGCUGACGGCCGCCGAGCUGGGGGAGCUGCUGCGGCACGAGCUGCCCGGCCUCGCCAAGGACGCCCCGUCGCUGGACGCCCGGAUGCGCGAGCUGGACGGCGGCAGCGGUGGGGAGCUGGGCUUCGGCGAGUACUGGCGGCUCCUCGGGGAGCUGGUCGGGGACCGGCGCCGGGGGAAGGCGGGCAAGAAGAAGUGACGGCGCCCGGCGGCAGCUAAUAAAUGAGGUUUCUCCCA
Messenger RNA from Dromaius novaehollandiae (emu), 496 nucleotides. RefSeq names its product S100 calcium binding protein A13 (gene S100A13). Gene Ontology annotation, molecular function: calcium ion binding; RAGE receptor binding; calcium-dependent protein binding. The record is from RefSeq and is a predicted model, not a curated record. Lineage: Eukaryota; Metazoa; Chordata; Aves; Casuariiformes; Dromaiidae. Bases 168 to 458 code for a protein of 96 amino acids. Gene Ontology annotation, biological process: positive regulation of cell population proliferation; positive regulation of canonical NF-kappaB signal transduction. Gene Ontology annotation, cellular component: perinuclear region of cytoplasm. The transcript is spliced from 3 exons.